AUCAAGUGGGAUCAUUACAAUGACAAAGGUUCGUGCGGGUCAGAAUAAUUACAAGAAAUUAUCGUGAUGGCCCAGCUGACGUGGAAAUAGAUGACUGGCUAACUCACAUGAAAGAGAAAAGAGAGAAGGAGAGCUGCGUUUCAAAGGGAGAAAAAAGACACAGAGAAUUAAAGAAGAAAAAAAAGGUCAUUUUAUAAGAAGGGAGAGCCGAAGAAAAAAGACAGAAGGAAAUUUCAUAUUUUGUUGUUGUUGGUGUUGUUGGGGAGGGGCUAUUGGGGCAUGAAAGGGCUGGCCAUGGACAGGCAACUCAUCGGUCAGCAUCAAGAGCUCUUGCAACUCCACGGCUCUCCUCCUUCUCCCUCUCCUUUUCACCUUCUUCACUUUCACCAACUGCCUCCUCCUUCCGACGACCAUCACCGCAGGUGGUGCUUGCCCAAUAUCGAUGAUACUUCUGUAGAUGAUUACUACAGUCUUGUAAUGGCUGCUGGGAAAUCUGGAAAUUAUAAGAUGUUGGAACCUUUCAAGCCACCACCAAGCAAGAAAUCCCGAAAGGAGCGGAACCGAGGGAAAUUACUUGAAAGUACCCCUACACCUGAGGUUCUGGAACAAGAAAUUUGGAAAGAAUUCCCCGAAGACCUUUUUGAAGCUGUCAUUGCUAGACUUCCCAUUGCCGCAUUCUACCGCUUCCGCUCGGUUUGCCAUAAAUGGAAUUCCUUGCUGGACUCGCAAAGUUUCUCUCUGCAUUGUGCUGAAAUCCCACAGGCCAAUCCCUGGUUCUAUACCAUUACUCAUGAAAAUAUAAAUGUUGGAGCCAUGUAUGACCCUUCCAUUAGGAAAUGGCACCACCGCACAAUCUCUUUUCUGCCAGCAAAGAUGAUUGCUCUUCCAAUUGCUUCUGCAGGUGGUCUAGUUUGUUUUCUUGAUAUUGGUCAUAGGAACUUCUAUGUCUGCAACCCUUUGACUCAGUCAUUUAAAGAGUUGCCAGCUAGGUCAGUUAAAGUCUGGUCACGUGUUGCUGUGGGAAUGACUCUGAAUGGAAAUUCGACCAGUAGAGGCUACAAGGUCGUGUGGUUGGGGUGUGAUGGAGAGUAUGAAGUUUAUGACUCAGUGAAGAAUUCAUGGAGUCGACCAGGAAGCAUGCCCUCAAAAAUUAAGCUACCACUAUCAUUGAACUUUCGGUCACAAGCAGUUUCCAUUGAUCACACACUUUACUUCAUGCGGUCAGACCCUGAAGGGAUCGUGUCCUACAAUAUGGUGACUGGGGUAUGGAAGCAAUUCAUUAUCCCAGCCCCACUACAUCUGAGUGACCACACACUCGCAGAGUAUGAGGGCCGGAUCAUGCUUGUGGGAUUGCUGACAAAAAAUCUUGCCAAUUGUGUCUGCAUAUGGGAGCUGCAGAAGAUGACGCUCCUGUGGAAGGAGGUUGACAGAAUGCCAAACAUAUGGUGCUUAGAGUUUUAUGGAAAGCACGUUAGAAUGACUUGCUUGGGCAACAAAGGUUUGCUCAUGUUGUCACUGAGAGCAAGACAGAUGAACCGAUUAGUCACAUACAAUGUGAAGAACAGGGAGUGGCUGAAGGUUCCUGGAUGUGUUGUACCACGAGGGAGAAAGCGACAGUGGAUAGCAUGUGGCACUGCCUUUCACCCUUGUCUGACUGCUACUGCUUGAUUUCCAACCUUUCUUUUUGUGUCUGGCAGCACUGGCAUGUCAAGGUAGGUUUUUCCUAUUUUUCUGUAUCUACCACACUGCAUUUGUGCUUGGCUGCUAACAAGCUUUUGCUGCUAGUUCCUUUUCUGCCGGAUUUUCUUUGUGGUUUUAAUGGAGUAAACAGGAACGACCAUUCUCUUUUUUUUUUUUUUUGUACAAACAUAUGGAUGAAUACCUUUAGUUUUACAAGAGACUUGUUUAAGUGCACCUGUUCUCAAAGAGCAGUGCAAAAGCUCUGUUAGACUGUUUAAUUAUGCUGAAUUAAGAUAAUAGCUACAUAGAGAAUCGAGUGGUUAAUUGCCUCUUGAUAGAUUUAUUACUCAACAGAAAGUUUCAGUUCUAAUAUAUUUGGAUGACCUGGCAGUCCUUGUAAAAAGAUUGUGGAAAUCUCAUUCAGCCUUUACAGUUUGCUCACGAUAGUAAAUUGAGUUGGGUCUCCUUAUCCAUUGGACUAACUUUUAUGAUUACACAACUGAUGAUUUAAAGGAAAGAGGGCCUUGGGUAUGUAGCCACCACUGUAUCUUUUGCCCAACUGUCCUCUCUUAAGACUUGAAACACCAGCUGCAAGUUAGUUUUGCCUAGAUAAAGUACAUAGGGUAUUACCUUCAAUGACAAAGUUAAAUAGCAUUAAUAUCAAUGGCUCACGUUCCAAGAACAUAGUAAUGGAAUCUUUGGAACUAAAACUUCUAUGAUCAUUAGCAACAAAUUGGUUAACCAUAACUUAAAAUGAAAAUUUUGAAGCAAAUUGAUUAUUCCAAUUCAACAAAAUACUAUGAAUUAGAUAAUGUUAUAAAACUAUGUGAAAACUUUGAACCUUAAUGGUGCUGACAUUAAACACCAUUAUCUAGUGAAUCUGUUGGUUUAACAACAUCAUGCAGUGGGGGAAUAAAGAGUUUAAAGAAUGCUUCUAGUCUAUUUAAUUCAUUCAUAAAUGAAACAGGCAAAAAGGUGAAUUCAAAACUUAAUUUAGUUGGUUCAUGUAGCCACCCUUAAGAAGUAAGAUUCAAUAAAAG
Molecule: messenger RNA, 2720 nt
Organism: Durio zibethinus
Lineage: Eukaryota; Viridiplantae; Streptophyta; Magnoliopsida; Malvales; Malvaceae
Product: F-box only protein 6-like
Molecular function (GO): protein binding
Source: RefSeq, a predicted model, not a curated record